GAGGGGGAGGGGCCAGACUUCACUCCCGUCGUGUAAGGCAGCCUGAGCAGAAUGUUGGAGUAGAAUUCUCCGGUGUUGACAUCACAGAGGGGGCGGAACCUUGCCUCCCCUGUCGUCCUUGGGCCCCAGGAUAAACAGUGUCACUGAACCCCAGCCGCCAAGCUGCCGGCAGCCAAUCGGAUGGCACGCAGCCCAGGGCGGCAGACCACUUAGCCGCCCCUGUCGGGUUUAGGCGCAGCAGAACACAGAGAGCCUGCAUUACGAGGGCCUGGCUUGCUCUAGGGGGCUUUUCAGAAAGCAGGAGGACUAUGCAAGGAACCGAGCGAAGUGGACAGGAAUGGGCUCGAUCGUCUACCAGGCUGAACAUGCUCACUGUCUCUCUUCCAGACGACUUAACACCUUGAACAAGUGCGCCUCUAUGAAACUGGACGUCAGCCUUCCCAAGAAGAAAAGCGAAGACUCAGAUGAAGAGGAUCAGUUGGCGAUCAGCAACCGAUGGACGUUUGAGUGGAGCAGUCGGCGGUGGUCGAGGCUGCAGGACAUCGACUGCAUCCUGGAAGGCGAGGAGGGGGCGUGUCCCAGAGGCCUGGAGGCGGAGCUACAGGGGGCAGGCAGUCGGGAGAGCGUGCUAACAGACCUGAGCGAGCCCGAGGUGUCGUCACUGCACAGUGGGAGCAGCGGCGGCAGCAGGAGUGGAGAUCUGGCCACCCUGAGGCCUGCUCGCUCCGCCUCGGCCUCCAUCAUGCCCGACCCCAGCUCUUUGGCACCGUCCCCAAUGUCUGACGACCGGCUACGGUACAACUCUCUGCCCUCCAAAAGCAGCCGGCAUGGCCGGACACGCGCCAAAGACUUCCUGCGCCGCAUGGAGACGUUGCGUUCCCGGCGGUCCUCGUCAGGGAAGGCUGCCCGCAAGACCCUGACCAUCAGCGGGCCUGUCCUUCAGUACGAGCCUGAAAGCCUCCGUGCACUGCAGUGCGUAGAGAUUGCCAACGGGGACGUGGCUGCGCCGGAGGUAAACGGGAGCAGCGGCCUGCACUCCCAGUCCAGCAGCAGCACCAGCAGCACACCCAGCCUGAAACCACAGCGGGCCCUCCACAAACGCAGUGGCGUCUACCUGGAAGACCUGGAUGUGCUCGCUGGCGCCCCCGUGAGGAAAACUGCCGAGCAAGGUCGCCGGAGCGAGUGCCGCUCCUAUGAGGACCUGGUGGUGCACGUCCCCAAGGACCACAAGCCGGGGACCUUCCCCAAGGCACUUUCCGUAGAGAGCCUGACGCCCACCCCUGGCACCGCCAUGAGCUCCGGCUGGCGGCCCGAUGUCCGGCAGCACCGGGACCUGGCUCCUAUCUCCCGGCUCUGUCCACGGGGCAGCCGCGCCAGUGUCUACGACAACGUCCCCAGUUCCCACCUAUAUGCCAGUACCGGGGACCUGAUGGACCUGGAGAAGGAGGACUUGUUCCCACAGCUGGACGACAUCCUGCAGCAUGUCAACGGCCUGCAGAGGCUGGUCAACAACUGGUCCCGGAGCGUCCUGCCUGAUGGUGAGGCCCGGCGCAACUCUGCUAGCCAGGUCACACUGGACGGCGAGGGGAGCUCGGCGUUGGAGGGCCGGACCACACCCAGUGACCUGGACAGAGACGCCAUUUCACUUAAUGACACGGACUCCAGUGGGACGAGGGAGAGGAGGGAUUCUGGCGUCGGGGCCUCGCUCACCAGACCUAGCCGCCUGCGGUGGCCCAGCUUCAGGAUCUCCUGCCACCUCGACCAAUCCGGUGCCUCAUUGCAGAUCAACAGCCAAUCAGUAGGCCAGCUCUGCUUGCUGCAGAAGUUCUCACUCCUGCGCCUCACUGCCAUCAUGGAGAAAUACUCCAUGUCCAACAAACAUGGAUGGACCUGGUCGGUGCCCAAGUUCAUGAAGAGGAUGAAGGUGCCGGACUACAAGGACAAAAUUGUCUUUGGGGUCCCGCUGAUCAUCCAUGUGCAGCGGUCUGGGCAGCCAUUGCCUGUUAGCCUGCAGCAAGCCCUGCAUUACCUAAGGAGCCAGUGUCUAGACCAGGUGGGCCUUUUCCGCAAGUCGGGGGUGAAGUCGCGGAUCCAGGCACUGAGGCAGAUGAACGAGAGCUCCCCCGAGCACGUGGACUAUGAGGAGCAGUCGGCCUAUGAUGUGGCGGACAUGCUGAAGCAGUUCUUCAGAGACCUACCCGAACCUCUGCUGACCAGCAAGCUGGGCGAGACCUUCCUGCACAUCUACCAGUACGUACCCAAGGAACAGCGGCUUCAGGCAGUGCAGGCAGCCAUCAUGCUGAUGUCGGACGAGAACCGCGAGGUGCUGCAAGCCCUGCUGUGCUUCCUGAGUGAUGUCACUUCCUCUGUGGGGGAGAACCAGAUGACUCCCAUGAACAUCGCUGUGUGCUUGGCGCCCUCGCUUUUUCACCUCAACAUCCUGAAGAAGGACAACCUGUCACCACGAGCCAUGCAGAAGAAGUAUGCCACAGGGCGACCGGACCAAAAGGACCUGAAUGAGAACAUGGCUGCCACUCAAGGGCUGGCCCACAUGAUCACUGAGUGUGUCCGCCUCUUUGAGGUGCCCCAUGAGAUGGUGGCGCAGUCGCGUAACUCGUACGUGGAGGCGGAGAUGCCGCUGCCCACCGUGGAGGAGCUGUGUGGGCCCCGGGAGGGCAGUGAGGCCUGCUGCCAAGGCCGCAUGGAAAUCCUGCUGCAGGAGCUGCUCAGGGAGGCCCGAGACAGGUCCAAGGUCUGGGUGUCCUGCCCCUCCAGCGACGGCACGGAGCUGUCCUACAGGAAGGUAGGGGACGGUAAUCCCCUCCGGCGCUGGCGGGUCAUGGUCGAAGUGGAGGCCCCACCCUCUGUGGUGCUGAACCGCGUGUUACGUGAGCGCCACCUAUGGGACAUGGACUUUCUGCAGUGGAAGGUGAGGGAGACGCUGGACAGGCAGACGGAGGUUUUCCAGUACGCCAUCAACAGCAUGCCCCCACACCCCAGCCGUGACUUCGUGGUACUCAGGUCCUGGCGGACGGGCAUGCCUAAGGGAGCAUGUGCUCUGGUGUCCAUGUCUGUGGAUCUCGAGGACUGCCCGGCCAUGGGUGGGGUCCGCUGCGUUAUUCUGGACUCGCAUUUCCUGUUGGAACCGUGUGGAACGGGGAAGUCUCGCCUUACGCAUAUCUGCAGAGUUGACCUGAAGGGCAGGUCUCCGGAGUGGUAUAAUAAGGCUUUCGGCUACCUGUGCGCAGCCGACGCAGCCCGCCUGCGCAACUCCUUCCAGCCGCUGGACUCCGAUGGCCCCGAAACCAAGAUCUGAGGCAUGGGGGACAUUCUGAGGCAGGGUCCCAUGGGCCCCAGGGUCAAAACUGCUGCUGGAAGGGGACCCCGAAAAGCCUGACCCAUACAACAACGCUGCUUCGCUGGAGCUGAGCCAUUCACCAUCAUGCUGCAGUAGCGCCCCCUGUUUGCUUGACAGUCAUCGCCAGUUCAUUAUCAACAUUUAUAUGGUUGUUGUUAUUAUUAUUACUAUUAUUGUUGUUGUUAUUAAUGUUAUUAUUAAUAUUAUUGUUGUAAUUAUAGAUCUUGUCAUUGUAAUCUUAAUUUAUGAUGUCUAGGACAUUUGGCCAUUUCAGAGCUUCUAAGAAGCAUUUCUGUUUAAUUCAUUUAAAAUACAAAACAAUAUAUAAAUAUAUAAAUAAAAUAUGUGUGUGCAUCUGUGAAUGUGCAGGUGUGUGGCUAUAUGCACACCAGACUAUAUGUGCUCCAUACCGGUAGGGGUUCCUCGCCCGCCCCUCCUUCCUGUUUGUAGUAAGCCACGCCCACUGCUGUGUCAAAAGCAGCACGCAAGGGCAGCGCUGUGAGCCCAUUCUCUCGUACUGUUUUGUUAUGUGUCAAUCGGAAGCAGGUUGGACUGAACACUGAAGCUCUGGUGUGUACUGGACGUGCUACCUAGCGGACAACAGGGUUUUCACUGAGAGGAUUAAAACAAAUAUAAAAUGCAAAAAGUAUACAGCUGCAAUCUUUUUUGUACGCAUAUGUUGAUAGCUAAUCUGUAUGGAAAUUCAUCACAGAUGACUCUCCCUGCGGGGUUGGAUGGUGAUGCAGUGCAGUAGUCAGCACGGCUCCCUCACAUCUCUGUGACCUGGAUUCAAGUCUCUGGCCGGGUUCCGUGUGUGUGGAGUUCUCCCUGUGUGUGUGCAUGUUCUCCCUGUGUCCUCGUGGGGUCUCCCUCCACGGUCCAAAAACAUGCUGAGGUUGAACAGAGUCACCAAAUUCCUCGUUGGUGUGAACGGUGUGAGUGUGCGACCCUGUGAUGGUUUGGCAGCUCCAUCCUGGGUUGUCCCCUGCCUUAUACUCAUAGGUUCCAAACCCCCCACAGCCCUGCAUAGGACUACUGGUUACCGAAAAUUUAUGGAUAAAAGACAAAAAUGUCAGUAUUUUUAAUGGAGCCUUAAACUUUCAGUCUGGCCUUACUUUGGUGGUAAGGGUACCACAGUUAAUGUUCUGUGUCGGUCUUCUCUCCAAUAACAUGUCAGGAAGGGUGAUACUGCCGUAUGUCAUGAAAUGCGGUUCUUUGGUAUUUUAAUAACGGUAGCUGUGGUACUACUGGCAUCAUUAAAAAUGUCUUACCCAAAGUACCUUAAAUUA
Paramormyrops kingsleyae is the source of this 4647-nucleotide messenger RNA. The record is from RefSeq and is a predicted model, not a curated record. Lineage: Eukaryota; Metazoa; Chordata; Actinopteri; Osteoglossiformes; Mormyridae.